Molecule: messenger RNA, 243 nt
Organism: Bursaphelenchus xylophilus (pine wood nematode)
Lineage: Eukaryota; Metazoa; Nematoda; Chromadorea; Rhabditida; Aphelenchoididae
Source: the annotation of a GenBank genome assembly
AUGGCGGCGUUAGAAAGGUUGGACUACGGCAACGCCAGGGAGAUGGGGAAGGUUCAUCAGGUGAUACUAGUUCGCUACUGUCAUUCGAUGUAUCCGGAACCAUACUCGCCAAGUUGUGAACUAUGUGAAAGUCUGGAUCCAAUCCAAGACCACGGGGCGCAAUUAAAAGGUGUGAAGCAGCUUGCUGGUGAUCACCACGGUGGUACCUACACCGGCGGGGGAACAUCUUUAAUGCCGAGAUGA